This is a messenger RNA of Polistes dominula (European paper wasp), 1435 nucleotides long. Its product is annotated as PI-PLC X domain-containing protein 3. Gene Ontology annotation, molecular function: phosphoric diester hydrolase activity. Gene Ontology annotation, biological process: lipid metabolic process. The record is from RefSeq and is a predicted model, not a curated record. NCBI's taxonomy places the organism in Eukaryota, Metazoa, Arthropoda, Insecta, Hymenoptera, Vespidae.
GAAGAUUUAACCCGAUUAAAAAGUAAAUCUUGGAAUAUUUUGAAAAUACUUUCAAUACUUUAUACAACACAAGUAUUUUGAAAUAAUAAUGGAACGAAAAUAUGGAAGUGAACAGCAAUACUGUACAGAAACAUAUUUGAAUAAAAAUAUUUCAAAAGAUAAUUUAGAAUUUUGGAUGACACAACUUCCGGAACCAUUAAAAGAUACACCUAUAAUAUAUCUCGCCAUACCCGUGUUCAUUUCAGGUUCUCACAAUACGAUGACUUAUACUAUAGAUCAACGUAACGAUGUAGGUCCAGAUGAGCCUGCGUAUAUCAGAGCAUUGGGUCGUUAUUGUUCGAUUUUGUCAAAGCCUAUUAUUUUUAAGUGGUCUAUUACACAAAAAGAUAAUAUAAAAGAACAAUUAAAUGGCGGUAUAAGAUAUUUGGAUUUACGCGUAGCUACGAAAACGAGGGAUAACAAUAUUUAUUUUCUUCAUGGUUUGUACGGAUCAGAAGUGAUUAAACCAUUAAAGGAGAUUGUAAGUUGGUUGAAUGAUCAUACGAAUGAAAUUAUCAUUAUUGAUUUUCAACAUUUUUAUCGUUUUACCGAAGUGGAUCAUGGUCGUUUGAUUGCGAUAAUAAAUGAUAUUUUUCAUGGCAAAUUAUGUCCAACUUUAGCAUAUUUCAAUCACGUGUCAUUAAAUUGGCUUACUUCGAGAAAGUAUCAAGUUAUUGUCAUUUAUAGAAACGUUUGCGCGAUGAAUCAUUCGUAUUUAUGGCCAAGUGUUUUUUGGCCAACACCUUGGCCAAAUACAGUGCGUGUAGAUCAAUUAGUUAAUUUUUUAAAUGAUAAACUCAAAAAUCGUUCUACCAAUAUUGGUUUUAUAUCCCAAUGUCUCUUAACUCCUAAUAUAUCUUACGUUAUAAAACACCUUUGUGGAGAUUUACAUUCAACAUUGACGCCAAAGUGUCAAAAGGCGACUAUCCUUUGGAUAAAUCUACAAAAAUCUGGACCUAAGGGGGUAAACAUCGUUAUAACUGAUUUCAUAUCUGAACAAAAUUAUUUAUUCUCGAAGACAGUUAUUCAAACUAAUCUUAAACUUUUAAGAAAUUCAUGUAAUUUGUAAUUACUCGUAGAAAAAUGAUUUCAACACAAUUGAAGGAUUUUUUAAAUUUUCUAUAAUAUUAGAAAUCCAUUGGAAAGACGUGUAUUUUCAAGUACAUACGUAUUAUUUAUAUAAUUACAAUAUAUAUGAUAUUUACAAUACUUAUAAAAUUCAUUCAAUGUUAAUAUCUGUUUAACGUAUAACAAAUAUAUAAAUAAUGAGCAAGAAACAUGAGCAUGAUAUUUCAAGAAAGUUUUAUUAAAUAAUGUAGAGUUAGAGUUUUGUCUUUGUUUUUAAAAAUGUAUAUUAAAACACGAUAAAUACAACACGGCGGUAGAAAAAAAGUUA